Molecule: messenger RNA, 479 nt
Organism: Hibiscus syriacus
Lineage: Eukaryota; Viridiplantae; Streptophyta; Magnoliopsida; Malvales; Malvaceae
Product: 60S ribosomal protein L37-1-like
Exons: 4
Coding region: 68-355 (95 amino acids)
Biological process (GO): translation
Cellular component (GO): cytosolic large ribosomal subunit; ribosome
Molecular function (GO): structural constituent of ribosome; RNA binding
Source: RefSeq, a predicted model, not a curated record
UUGUUGUAGUGAAACACUUUUACCGUCAAAGCUUCACAAAUCUAGGGUUUUUGCACCAGUAGAAGAAAUGGGAAAAGGAACUGGAAGCUUUGGAAAAAGAAGAAACAAGACUCACACACUCUGCGUCCGAUGUGGACGCCGAAGCUUCCAUCUCCAGAAGAGCCGUUGCGGUGCUUGUGGCUACCCAGCCAGCCGCAUCCGAAAAUAUAAUUGGAGUGUGAAGGCUAUUAGAAGAAAGACGACCGGGACUGGCCGUAUGCGGUACCUCCGUCAUGUGCCCUGCAGAUUCAAGACUGGCUUUAGAGAAGGUAAUCAAGCAACUCCGAGGAAGAAGGCAGUUGUUGCUGCUUCGUAAGUUAAUCGCUGUGUUUUUCUUUUGAGAUUCCAAUAAACUCAAGUUUUGUGUUGUUAUCAACUGUACGUUACUUUUAUGUUUCAAGUAAUAUUUACAAAAUGAUAAGUUCCAUUUUAUCUUGUGA